AUGCGGGAGCUGCAAUGGACGGCCAGUCGCAUCUUUCUAGAUACCGACCAUAGGCGACAGAUCAGACUCGCUCCGGAAACUUGGCGGGAGCUUCGUGAGGACUUGGAGAAUUUCCUACGAUCCGUUGGGGAAAGAAUGGAGGAUGCCAGGCGUAAUAACACCACUCCUCCACCCCCGGACGCCGAGGAGACACCUCUGUCACAGCCGCGUAAAGUUGAGUGUCCUGUGUGUAUGGUGAAUCUUCCCACGGUUGCUCUUCGGCUGUGCGGUCAUACUCUCUGUCGGACCUGUGCCGACAGAGUACACACAUGUCCCACGUGCCGAGCGUUAAUCGUGGGGAGGUUCAACAUAUACCUCCCGAGGUAA
Messenger RNA from Homalodisca vitripennis (glassy-winged sharpshooter), 366 nucleotides. Its product is annotated as E3 ubiquitin-protein ligase RGLG4-like. The record is from RefSeq and is a predicted model, not a curated record. The transcript has a single exon. Lineage: Eukaryota; Metazoa; Arthropoda; Insecta; Hemiptera; Cicadellidae. The coding region runs from base 1 to 366 and encodes 121 amino acids.